This is a messenger RNA of Eimeria acervulina, 591 nucleotides long. RefSeq names its product ankyrin repeat-containing protein, putative. Bases 1 to 591 code for a protein of 196 amino acids. Gene Ontology annotation, molecular function: protein binding. The transcript has 3 exons. NCBI's taxonomy places the organism in Eukaryota, Apicomplexa, Conoidasida, Eucoccidiorida, Eimeriidae. The record is from RefSeq and is a predicted model, not a curated record.
AUGGCCUUCCAAGCGCUGCAGGAAGCAGUGAAAUCAGGGCGAGUUGAGUUGGUGCUGCUGCAGCUGACUCAGACACCGGAAGCUGCAAAGGCAGCAGAUUGUAAUGGAACUACUUUAGUAAUCUUAGCUGCUCGAUUAAACAAAGAAGAAAUACUCAAAGAAAUCCUUGCACAUGGGGGAGACCCCAACGCCGCUGAAAUGCAGGAGAUCGGCGGUAACACCGCUCUGCAUUUUGCUGCAAGAAACAAAAAUGAGGAAAUGGUUUCUUGUUUGCUUUCCUUUGGAGCUUCGCCUAAUCAACAAAACACCCUGGGUCAAACACCACUGCACAUCGCCGCUCGCGUUGGCUGCAAGGGAGCAGCGGAGCAGAUGCUGGCAGCAGGAGCGAAUCCAGCAAUAACAGACAAAUCGGGGUUUGAUGCGGCGUAUUGGGCAGAACAUGGGAAGUACAGCGACCUGGCGAGGCUGCUGCCGCCUCCAAAAUGUUUAAAUAGCAAAGACUUGGCUUUGUUUCAGCUGCUAGCCAUGGAUCAACUCGACCUACCGCUGAAAAUGCCGACCAAGAAAAAAGGGAAAGGCAAGAAGAAAUGA